UUGCUGUUGUUUGCAAAAAAUGCUAUUUGCCUGUUUUCUGUUAUUAUUUUAAGUUUUCAAAUCAAGUGUGGCUUAUAGACAUGGAGUCAUUUAUAUUGUUCUUCCAAAAAUGCAGGCUUUGUCUAGAUGAACCUGGCGCAUACAACAUAUUUGCUAAAGAUGAACUUCCGCAAGACAUUUAUUUGUGUACUGGAGUCAAAGUCCAUCCAACAGACAACCUUCCUCAAAAAAUAUGUGAAAAAUGUUCCAAAGUGAUAUCCAGUGCCAAACAACUCAGAGAAACUGCGACCCAAACAAACGAACAUCUAAGGACACUCUUCCAUGAUGAUUCUGACGAUGGUGAUAAAAUUGAUAAAAGCAAUGAAAAUAUUAUAACUGCUUCAAAUAACAGUCUGUCAAGCACUACGCAAGAUCAAACUUCAGCUAAGAAUGAUGAUAAUACUUCAAACAAGCAUGCAAUAACUGUAAGAAAAGAUUUAUUUGAAAGAACUGUGAUAUCAUCGAGCAUACCUCAAUUUAAUUCAGAGCACAACGAAUCAAGAGAAAAAAGAAAAUCUACAUCCAAAAGAGCUAAACUUGACAGCACUACUAGUAGCAGUGUCAUAGCAUUUGAUUGUACUGAAUGCUCAAAAUCGUUUGAAUCAUGGAAAAAGUAUUACCUACACAAACGUAUGCACAAUAAAACUAUUGUGUGUCCGCUCGAAGCCUGUGGGAAAAAGUUCGCGAUCAAAGGGGACCUGGAGAAACAUUUCCGCACCCACACUGGUGAAAAGCCUUUCAAAUGCAACACUUGUUCCAGAAGCUUCUCUCAGAAAUGCAGCCUUAGGAGUCAUAUCCUCAAUGUUCACGGAAGUGAUGAUGAUGAUGAUGAUGACGAUGAUGAUGAUUGACAGAUAAGUGAUUUAUGGAACUUCAGAUCUGAAUCAGGAGCGAUCCUAGAUAAAAGCCGAAUAGUAUUUUUAUCCGACUGCGCCAGAAGAAGUUUUUCGAUUAUAUAUAUUUCUUUGGCACGGCCUACAGCCUAAACGGCUUGACCGAUUUUAGCGUGAGAGGUGUCAUUUAAUUCGUCUUGUGAAAGUGACACUGGCUAUAUUAAAUUAGAAAAAAUCUAAAUGGUGAUUUUAGGCGCAUUAAUCUUUGAAAAGAUAUUUUUUUUUCUCAAAACAUAUCGAGUGACAUAUCAUAACAUAUCAAA
This is a messenger RNA of Ostrinia furnacalis (Asian corn borer), 1195 nucleotides long. RefSeq names its product zinc finger protein 287-like. The transcript has 6 exons. Gene Ontology annotation, molecular function: RNA polymerase II cis-regulatory region sequence-specific DNA binding; DNA-binding transcription factor activity, RNA polymerase II-specific; zinc ion binding. Gene Ontology annotation, cellular component: nucleus. The record is from RefSeq and is a predicted model, not a curated record. Bases 81 to 890 code for a protein of 269 amino acids. NCBI's taxonomy places the organism in Eukaryota, Metazoa, Arthropoda, Insecta, Lepidoptera, Crambidae. Gene Ontology annotation, biological process: regulation of transcription by RNA polymerase II; epidermal cell differentiation.